AUGACCUAUUUAGAUGCGUAAAGAUUGAACGCCGAGAUCGCAGAUGGGAGUUUAGACUAAGGAUCAAUUGCGUUUUAAAGAGUGAAUGAAAGAAUGAUUCUUUAGAACAUUAAUAUGAAAUAUAAUGAAAAAAGCAGAAAUUCAAAAAAGAUUAAGAAGAGGGAAAGAUCAAGAAGUUCUAGUCUGGAAAAACUAAGAUCACUUCUAAAGGAGAAAUAGGCUAAAAAGAAUAAGAGAAAUAAGAAGAAGAAAGACAAGAAGAGAAAAGAUAAUCGAAGAAGUAGAGGCAGAAGCUCAAGUAAUGAAUCCUAGAGGGGACCUAAUGAAACAUAUUAUGAUUAUGACGAUAAUUAAGAGGAGGUGGGACCAGCUAUUCCUGACAAUUUCUAUGAGGAUUUAAAAGAAAAAGAGGAUAAGCAAAAAGAGGCAAUCAAGAAUAAGCGAGUGUUCUAACCAAUCCUAGUCAUCGUCCUGUAAAAGAAAAAGAGGAAACGUGAAGAAGACAAACAAUAACUUGAGGAGUUAGAGAGUCUUGAGAGGUUGAAAACUCAACAGAAAAUUCAGUAAGUAUAGAUCCAUUAAUAUCGUCUUUAAAACAGACAAAUGAGAGAAGAGCGAGAGAAAUAAAAAAUUGCAGCUUUAGCAGAAGAUACAGACUCAGAUAGUUCUGAGGAUCUUCAAACUCAACUUUCUUUAAUGAAGCAAAGGCUAAAUAAACUGGUUUCAAAUGACUUAGAUAUGGAAAAUGAUUUUUGUGAUUCACCCUCUAAAUUUAAAUCACCUGAUGGGAAAAUCAGAACACUUGAAAGAUCUCAAUCGAAUUUCAUUGUCAAGCAUGUUCCAAUCAGCAAUACUCAAAUAGAUUUGGAAUUCGCCAGAAAAAAGAGAGAGUUAGAACUGAUGAGAAGUGGAUCUUAAAAAGAUAUAUCUGGUAGUGAGCCUAGAAAAAGUCAAUAAGGCUCUAAUACGAAAGUGCAGAAGGAAAGUAAAUCUGAACUCUUGAGUGAACUAUUUGGAGAGGAUUACAAUGAAGAAGAAGGUGAAGCAAAGAAGAAAUUAGAAUUUGAUGAUCAAUAUGAGUUGAAACUUGAUUACCCUGUGGCUUAGCAAUUACUACUUGAAGAUUAAGUUGCCAAAAAGGCCAGAUUUAUUAACAGAAAAUCUAUUGAGCCUAUUCUUAGAGCAAUCCUUAACUUGGAUAUCAUAGAUAUGUUUAAAAACAACUCAAUUCUAGAAUAAAUACCUAACACAUUUCCUAAUGGGCACACUUAAUACCUAAAAUCUUGGGAGAGGCUUUUCCUUUAUGAGACCUAUAAUAUAAUCAUUAAUUCUAAGAGAAGUGAGGAUAAGAAUUCAUAUGGACUAUCAUAAUAAGAAAUGGGAAGAAGAUCGCAAAGAGCUUUUUCUUGGACUGGAUAUGUGAUUAAGGGAGCAGAAGAGAAUUACUUUUGCAAUGCUAGACUCUACGAAAAUCCUCCAACAUUAAAUGUGGAUAGAGGCAGAAACAAUUAAGGUUAAGAUAAAAAAGAAGAAAAUAAUGAGACUACAAACUUAAGGUAUAUCAAAGAAAGCGAUAUCUUGAUAUUAUCAACAGAGGAUCUUCUCGGUAAAGACUAUCAUAAAUACGAUGGAGAUAUAAAAAAGAUGAUAACUCCUGACUGGCUUAAACAAACACUUAUGCAAUACAAAGUAAUGCUCGCUUAUGUUUAAGAAAGGAGUAAAAAAGGGAGCACAUAUCUUGAGAUCAAAGUUGACAUCUCUAAGGCUCCCUUUUUAAAAAUUCAAGAAAAAGACGUUGGAUAUGUUAAAGUAUUCUGCUAUUAGCUAGAAUCAUUAUCCACAACGCUUAGAGAAUACAGAACCCUAAGAAUGAGUGAGUUCUUUGGACUUACUCAAACAAUACUACGACCAGAGAAAGCAUUAUAGAUAAUUAAGCAAGGAGGUGAAAAGCAUAAGCAUCAUGAAAAUAUGGAAAUAUAUGUAAAAACUUUUGGUCACUUGUUCAAUCCCUCUCAAAAGGAUGCUCUUGUUGAGGUUACCUAGAUGGUUGAGAACUAACUACUUCUGAUACAAGGGCCCUCAGGAGUCGAUAAAAUAUUAGUUUGUGCCCCAUCUAAUGCUGCUAUUGAUGAGAUUAUCUCAAGAAUAAAUCUAAAAGGUCUCGUUGGAAUGGAUUUGUAUUUAUAUACUUUAUCUUUAAUAUAUAUUUUUAGAAAGGUAGAUGAUUUGUACACUUUAAUGAUUAGAAUCGGUUCGAUGGAUUAUGAGCCGUCUCCAAAUGUUAAGCCUCAUACUCUAGACUAGAGACUAAUAGAGAUAUUAAACAGCUAAAUGUUACAUGAUAAUAAGGUGAAGAUAACUUAUGUUGAGGAAGUACUAGAACUACUGAAAAAGAAUGUAGCGCUCUCAGUAGAUGAUAAAAAUCAUAAGAAAUAUCUAUAGUCACUUGUGAAUUAAAAUUUGAAAAAGCUCAAAGAUUUCUUCAGAAAAAAUCCGACUGUAUAUGAUCAGAAGAAGUAUUUUUUACAGAUUAAAGAUAAGCUAGUCCUGCAAAACUCAAAGAUCAAGCAGAACAUGGAUGAUAAUCGCCAGUCAUAAGGAGGAGAUUGGAGGUACAUAGAGAAUCAAAUCAUACUUAAGUCUAAGAUAGUAUGUACUACUCUCUCAAUGUCUGGAAUCGAGAAACUUGAAAUCGCUAAGGAUCUAGUUGAAUAUCUUAUAAUUGACGAGGCCUGCUAAUGCAUAGAGCCAUCUACCCUCAUUCCAUUCGAACUAGGACCUAAAAGAGUGAUAAUGGUUGGAGAUUAAAACUAGUUGCCUGCUACAACAUUUUCUGAGAAUUCUGAUCGAACUAAAUUCAGUCGUAGCUUCUUUGAGAGACUUUUAGACAAUGGCUAUCAAAGGUAUAUGCUUUAAAUAUAGUACAGAAUGGAGCCAGUUAUUAGGAAAUUUCCUUCUCAGCAAUUUUAUGAUGAUAGAAUUUAAGAUGGGUCAUCAAUAUAAACCAGAGAUAAGCCUCAAGUAAUAAAGUAGAUAUGCGAUACUAUGAGUAAUAUGAUCUUUUUCGAUCUUUUAAAAUCCGAAGAGACUAUAUCCGAGACCUCAAAGUCAAAUCCUCAUGAGGCAUAGUUCACAUUGAAUCUUAUUCAAAUGCUCUGGUAACUCGUAAAAAAUUAAGGUCAGCAAGGCUUCCUAGCUUUGAAAGGCAAAAUAGGUAUUAUUACUCCUUACAAGUCGCAGGUAAGAGUAAUUAAGGAUCUACUAGGUCCGUGGCUAAGACAGAUAGGAAGCAAAUUAUAAGAUAUUGAGAUAAACACCGUAGACGCUUAUCAGGGUAGAGAGAAGGACAUAAUUAUCUUCAACUGUGUAAGAAGUAACAACUCCACAUAGAUAAAAAGCUCUCUUGGAUUUCUGAUUGAUAAAAGAAGAAUGAACGUAGCUAUAACCAGAGCCAAGUAUUUCUUGUUUGUAGUGGGAAACUCGAGUACCUUGAAAAGAGAGCCAACUUGGAAAGGAUUAGUUGAGUACUGCUAGAACCAGGUACAGAAUGGAUAUUAUGGGUUAAGCAACUAAAAUGAGUACGAUGUGAAAAACCUUUAAAAGUUAUUUUAAGGUGAUGCCGAUGUGAAUAUGUAGGUUGGAGGAGACCUGAUGACGGAAAGAAUGAAACUAAAGAGAAUAAAUGAGUUUGAUAAUGAAGACCAAAAUUCCUUAAAGAGAGCUCAUCAAUGA
Stylonychia lemnae is the source of this 3732-nucleotide messenger RNA. NCBI's taxonomy places the organism in Eukaryota, Ciliophora, Spirotrichea, Sporadotrichida, Oxytrichidae. The record is from the annotation of a GenBank genome assembly.